This is a messenger RNA of Sinocyclocheilus grahami, 783 nucleotides long. Its product is annotated as alpha-2-macroglobulin-like protein 1. NCBI's taxonomy places the organism in Eukaryota, Metazoa, Chordata, Actinopteri, Cypriniformes, Cyprinidae. The record is from RefSeq and is a predicted model, not a curated record. Bases 1 to 783 code for a protein of 260 amino acids. Gene Ontology annotation, cellular component: extracellular region. The transcript is spliced from 10 exons.
AUGUGGUUUGACCUGAACAGGAUACCAAGGACAACUGAACUACAGGACAACAGGCUGCUGUAUCAGGAGAAGCCGCUGAAGAGUGUUCCUGGCAGAUAUAGUGUUAGCGUGAAGGGAUCCUGCUGUGUUGCGUGUUUCUACAACAUCCCGACACCUGUUAGAGUUGCCAGAUCACUGAGUGUUGAAGUGAAGGUGACUGGAGACUGCCAAGGAGACAAUCUCAUGGUGAACUUCACGGUGACAUACGAUGGCCCAAAAUCAAGCACUAACAUGGUUCUAGUGGACAUUAAGCUCCUGUCAGGUUUCUCCGCAGAUACGUCACUGCUUGGAUCUCCUCCCAAUUCAUUUGUCCCACUAGUGGAGCGGGUUGAUGCUGGAGAAGAUCAUGUCCUAGUGCAUCUGAAAGAGGUUCCCAAAGGCGUCCCCAUGACUUAUAGUCUGCUGCUGAAACAGAUUCUUACAGUGAAAAAUCUCAAGCCAGCGGUCAUCAGUGUUUAUGACUACUAUGAGCCAAGUGAUUCGUUUGAGACUAAAUGGGGACCGAUGAACACACUCCGCUCCUUAUCCAGUGGAGAGUGGCUGAUGAAGCCUUCACUGGAAAGCCUAAUGCAGCCUUCGAAGGUUGAGACUUUUGUGAGCAGGGACUUGAGGGCAAAAUUUCUGCCGCUCAAAGUCAAAAGAAAACCCGGGAUAUCCAACAAAGAUAUGGAGGAACUUCCCUUUGUGGUCGGUGAUGGCCUGCAGCUGAACGGAGUGGAACAGCUUCCUAUUACAAUAGCAUGA